AUGAGCGAAACGGGUGUAAAUUCGUGUAAAAAGAAGAAAUCCGAGACUCUGGAGAAAGUUCUGAAUGAUGGUUUAGCCUUGUUGGCGAAAGAAAAAGGAUCAAAAUGUCGGGGGAAAAAGCCUUCUCAUUUUUGCAUAGUGCAAGUUGGUUGUAAGAGGUUGACCCACACGCCUUACCGCUGCCGUCAAGGAUCAAUUAAGCAAAAUGAUAACCAGCAGUAUGAUAGCUCUGUGGCUGAUGACUUUCAAGUAAAUGAUGAGCACAAGCAAACAGACGUUGAUAUUGAGCUAGAGAAUCUUAUAUUUGAAUGCAGAGGACUUUUGGCUUCAGAGAAAGAGGAUGCCAAGAAAUGGUCUGAUCGCAUGGAAGAGCUUCAUUCUCUUUGGGAAAAUAAUAGAUCUACCAUAUUCGAAACCUUGAUCCAAUGUGAAUCAGUUGAUAAAGGCACACCAUGCUUCAAUUGUAGGGAAUCUCCAGGCUUGAUAAAGUGUCAUCAGUGUGGUAGUAACUGGCCAGUCUGUGUUGAAUGUGAUAGGAAAAUUCAUGAAAGAAAGCCAUUCCAUGAUAGACAUGGGUGGAUGGGUAAUCAUUUCAGACCACUUCAGCCAUCACAUUCAUUGGAUAAAAAUGGACAAAUAAUUGAAGUUGAUUGCUAUGUUUCUUUGCAUCCUGUCAAAAGUUUUGUCAUGGCUGCUCUAGAAAAUCAACCUUUCACUCCGUGCCCA
Molecule: messenger RNA, 726 nt
Organism: Xenia sp. Carnegie-2017
Lineage: Eukaryota; Metazoa; Cnidaria; Anthozoa; Malacalcyonacea; Xeniidae
Exons: 5
Source: RefSeq, a predicted model, not a curated record